Arctia plantaginis is the source of this 780-nucleotide messenger RNA. The record is from the annotation of a GenBank genome assembly. NCBI's taxonomy places the organism in Eukaryota, Metazoa, Arthropoda, Insecta, Lepidoptera, Erebidae.
AUGUCAAAGUGUAACAAAGCAAAACGCCCAUGUAAAAUUUGUCUGGGAACUGUAACAACGAGAAACGGCUUACAAUGUCAAGGAGCGUGUCAGAGUUGGGUGCACUACACCUGUUUAAACUAUACACCCGGCAAAAUCAAAGAUAUAAAGAAUGGUAUCAUCAGAGUAACAUGUCCGUGUCCCGACUGCAAGACUAUUAUGCCAAAAGAAUAUAGAACAAAGCAACCAUUUACUUGCAGUAACCAGCAGUGCCCAGCAAAUCGUCCGCCAACGUGUGAAAAUAUGAAGUGUCCAAUAAAUGACAGUGAAAGGCGAGUAGCUCCUAAGCAGACUUGUCCUCUUAGCACGUGUGGUACCCGCUGUAAGCAACACAGUACACCUCAACUCCCCUACGCUGAUGUACCACAACGCCCAAUGAAGCCGUGUGUACCCUUGCCACCGAAACCUAAGCCUCCACCUACUCAGUCAGACAGUUGUUUUAGUCUAAAUCGAUGUUCCUCCGGAUGUUCAUCCUCUUCUGAAGUUCGACGUGACGUUCCGGGUGACGGUGGAAAGGGUUCUCUUAGUGCGGCGCCAUCAAUGCGUGCUAUAGAGGAUAUGUGUAAUACUAUAGGACUUCUCACAUGUCAACUUAAUGAUCUUAUGGGUAAGAUUCAAAACUUAACUAGUGAAAACCAAGAUGGAAGUUCUUGUUGUAAUAAAACAGCGAAAACCCAAAUGCCCCCCCGAUCUUCGAAACCUGGUUGUUGCUGCCGCUCAAAAGCCAAAAGAGAAUGUUAG